AUGAAACUUAGAGUUGGGCUAGAUUCAAUUUUAAAAAUCAUAUUUUACUAUCUCGAGAAUAAAAAAAGGAGUCUUGUUACGAAAUUGAUAAUUUCUUUACUAGUGGAUCUGACGAAUUUAAACUUAGAUCCCUUUAUUCCCGACUUUUCUACCAGUCGUCAUAGCGAGCAGGACAUCUUGAAGUUAUUUAUUGAAGAACCGUUUUCUACUACAGAAGAAAAUUAUUCGAGUUCCGAGAACGAUUACGAGGAUUCCAGUUCUACACGAAGUGAUGAAUUAUUUUUUGAUUGUGAUUCUUCGCACACUUCUGACAUUGAAGAUGAUUCAUCUUCUAAUUCCGAUGAAAGUGUGUUAGAUGAAGAUAAUUUGAAUGAACCUCUUUACCCCGGGGCUCCUCUCUCAUUUCAGGAGAGCUUACUUUCGAUCCUUCUGUUAACUAUACGUCAUAAAAUUUCCGAUGUACUUUUAUCAGACAUUCUAUUACUUAUUAGUGCUCAUUGCAUUGAACCUAACCUUUGCUUAAAUACCGAAUAUAAAUUCAAACAAUAUUUCGAUCGUUUGGGAAUAAACUUCGAUCGUCAUUUUUAUUGUCCUCGUUGUCAUCAUUCGUUACCAUCUGAAUGUAGUACUUGUUCUAAUGGCCAGCACGUUACUGACAAGGAUUCCAGCGCUCCUUAUUUUAUUACAACGUCUAUUAUUUCUUAA
This is a messenger RNA of Cotesia congregata, 705 nucleotides long. The record is from the annotation of a GenBank genome assembly. NCBI's taxonomy places the organism in Eukaryota, Metazoa, Arthropoda, Insecta, Hymenoptera, Braconidae.